This is a messenger RNA of Rangifer tarandus platyrhynchus (Svalbard reindeer), 249 nucleotides long. Lineage: Eukaryota; Metazoa; Chordata; Mammalia; Artiodactyla; Cervidae. The record is from the annotation of a GenBank genome assembly.
AUGAACAAGAGCAAGUCGGGUCCUCAGGAAGUCCAGUGCGGGAGGCAGACAAACGGGCCUAAGGCAGUAAGUGGAACGUGCCAGCGUUCCAGGGUUCUAGCUGUGACGGAGACCCCCAUCAGCAGAGAAGAGAGCCCCAGGAACGUGGAUGGUGGCCAUCGGGGUUCUGUAGAGGAAGCAAUGUCCGAGGCGAUGACAAAUGGCCAGGAGGACACAGGCAAAGCCUGCGUGUCUGCGAGAGCAAUGUGA